AUGUUGGAGGAGCUCAUGUACCAGCACAUCUGCGACGUCUGUGACCAGGUGAGCAGCGAGAAGAUCGCGGAUGUCUUGAACCUAAUGAGGCUGGCGACUGAGUUCGAGAAGAUCCGCACGAUUAGCCCACGGGAGCUGGACAGGGGGCGAGCCACAGACAUGGUCUCUCGGGCCUUCGACAAGGUCAUCCGCCACUUGAAAGAUCAGAGCGAGUCCGUCGAGCGGCAAUUUGCGGAGGAGGCCAUCAGCUUCGCGGAGGCGAACCCUCGAGUAGAUCUCGGCCGCGAGACGGGGACCAAGGUGGAGGUCCAGUCCAUCAGCAACAUGGGUGAAGUGCUGAAGAGCGACUUCUGGGAGCUCUUGAAGUUGGUGAACAGCGGCAAGGAGACCAAGGAGGAGAAGGACGGCGACGAGGAGACGGCAAAGGCGGUCAACGACUUGAUCAAAGUGCCGGAGCUAGAGGAGCUUCUGACCCAGGAGAUCGCCGCCAGGUUGAAGUGGGCGGCGGCUGCUUGUGACUCUGGCGAGGAUUCCGUCACUGACAAGCUGAAGACCUCGGAUGCGGUCAGGUAUGCCCUCUUCGUGCUGGCUGGAUUGAUCUCCAUCUCCAAGAAGCGCACGAGCGCAGAGGAGUCCGACGAUGAAGAGAGGCCGGAAGCUGCCGCGAGUUUGGCCGCCACGGCGCUAGAGACGUCCGGCGAGGACUUGGAGAAGGUUGCCGCUUGGUACUGCAAAGAGCUGCAGCUUCCGGAAGCCUGGAAUGUCAUCGGCCUCCUCCGAGAAGGUCUUUCGGGGGGGGGCCUGACGGACAUCCUUUUCUCCGGCGGAGACCUAGUUAUCAAGAAAGAGGUGCCCAAGGACCACGUUUGGUUCCAGUGGGCCGAAGGCCUUUUCGAGGCAACGUUCCUCCACAUCUACACCCGGGACCGUCACGGCGAGAAUGUUCCUGAAGCCUUGCGUGUCAAAGACAUGCAGCAGGUUUUCAAUUGCGGCAGCUGGGGAGAGUACGCACGGCGGCGACAGAGCGUGCAGGAGGACCUUUUCAACAAAGGUGCAGCAUGGCUGGAGGAGUUGAAGACAGACCCUUGUACAAAAGGUGAAACCCCGACCUGGCAUUUGUCUGGGGUGAAGUCAGUCGCCAAUGAGCACUGGCUUUACCACGGCACUUCUCUGGCUGGGGAGGAAGGGAUCACGGAAGGAGACUUCCGGCUAAAUCUGGCUGGGAGCAACGCCGGGACGCUUUACGGGAAUGGUGUCUACCUCGCAGAGGCUGUGUCGAAAAGCGACGAGUACACCACACCGCACAGCGACGGUCUUCGCAGCAUCCUCAUCUGCCUCAGCACUUUGGGGCGAGUGAAUUACAACGAUCAGAAACGCCCUGAUGGUGAUGAGCUUGCCGACUCCUGCAAAGAAGGUGGCUUCCACAGCAUCCUGGGAGACCGGGAGAAAAUCCGUGGAACGUACCGUGAGAUCGUGGUUUUCAAUGAGAACCAAGUUUAUCCUGCAUACAUCUGCCGCUAUGAACGAGUUCUGAAGAAAGAAUAG
Molecule: messenger RNA, 1545 nt
Organism: Symbiodinium sp. CCMP2592
Lineage: Eukaryota; Dinophyceae; Suessiales; Symbiodiniaceae
Source: the annotation of a GenBank genome assembly